This is a messenger RNA of Rhopalosiphum maidis (corn leaf aphid), 477 nucleotides long. RefSeq names its product cytochrome b-c1 complex subunit 9 (gene ox). Lineage: Eukaryota; Metazoa; Arthropoda; Insecta; Hemiptera; Aphididae. The record is from RefSeq and is a predicted model, not a curated record. Gene Ontology annotation, biological process: mitochondrial electron transport, ubiquinol to cytochrome c. The transcript has 3 exons. Bases 168 to 344 code for a protein of 58 amino acids.
UCAGCUACGGCUGUUCCAACACCGAAGUCCGAAACUCCAAAACCGUGAUCUACAUUUUAUCGUAAAAAUUUUGAUUAGGUUGUAAGUACGAGUUUUUAUUUAUCCGAUCGACGGCAGAAAAUCCCUUUUUUCAGGAACGUCCAACCACGUAAAGACAGACUAUUACCAUGGCAAUCACAAAAGUACUCUACCAAACAAUUUUGAGGAGGCCAUCUCGCUUCUUUGUCGUAAUAGCAGUUGGAUCUCUGUUCUUUGAAAGAACACUGGAUAUCGGUAUUGAAAACUUAUUUGAUAAAAUGAACCGCGGUAAACAAUGGAAAGACAUUGCCGACAAAUAUGUUUGAACAGGACAACAUAAACAUUUUUGGUCAUAGCUAUGUAGAACUAUCAAUACCUGUCAAUAUAAUAUAAUACCUUAAAAGUGUACAAUUGAAUAUAAAUGUCUUGAAAAUAGAAUUAAGUAAUGAGAUAUUAAAA